Molecule: messenger RNA, 1809 nt
Organism: Brettanomyces nanus
Lineage: Eukaryota; Fungi; Ascomycota; Pichiomycetes; Pichiales; Pichiaceae
Exons: 1
Coding region: 1-1809 (602 amino acids)
Source: RefSeq, a predicted model, not a curated record
AUGGAUCUCACGUUCUCUAAACUUUACGUCUAUAAUUUGGACGAUGAUGUUUUAGACUCGUUGAAGCUAAUGUAUUUCGAUUCUGGCACUUAUGAGCAGAAGACAGAGGACGAAUACAUUAAGCACAAGAAAGCCAGUGAAUCUGAUUACGUCCAACAGACACAGCAGUUUGCAAUUGCACCUAUAAUUAAGCCAAAGCCUAGGAAUGUUCCAAAACCACAAGAAAGCGAUUAUGACAAGUACAAUAAAAGACGUCAGGCCAAUAAGCUCGAGCCUUUAACAGAGGAAGAAUUUGAGGCCCGAAUGGAUCAGUUGAGUAUCUCUGACGACGACGACGAAGAAGAAGAAGAAGGAGAAACGUUGCCAGAUAUUCCUGAAGCAUCUGAUGGUGCACAGACCACUUCAAUAAGCUUCAUCUACACCAGAUCGCCGUGCAUUCUCUUUAACUCGUCUCUAUUGCCUCAUGACAAAUGCUUCAGUGUGUAUAAGACCACUUUAGACGUUUCAGGCUUCGAUUCUGAGCCAUUCAAGACCAUAAAAGCGUUUAAUACACUGCAAAUGAAAGAAACUCUCUCACAAAGAAUGUCUGCGUUGUUCAUGAUUGGUGGAGGACAUUUUGCUGGAGCCAUCAUUUCUCAUAAGCCUAUUGCUACCAAGGGUAACAAGGGAACUCCGGAAGAGUUGCGAUUACAGUCGGUAAACUUCGUUGUUCACAAAACUUUCCAUAGAUACACUACUAGAAGAAAGCAGGGUGGUUCACAGAGUGCCUCAGACAAUGCCAGGGGUAAAGCCAAUAGUGCGGGCUCCAGUUUGAGGCGUUACAACGAACAGGCGCUUCAACAAGAAGUUGAGCAAUUGCUACAAUCUUGGAAGCCUUAUUUGGACAAAUGUGAGAAGAUAUUCAUCAAGGCCAAUGGUGCUUAUUCGCACAAAUCUUUAGUGAGUAAGAAUACAGGUGCAGCAAUCAGUGUGGGCGAUAAAAGAAUCCGACUCUUCCCUUUCACCACCAAAAGACCUACAACGAUGGAGCUACGUAGGGCUUGGUGUGAGUUAUCAUAUUUGAAAGUGGUAGAUGUUCCAGAAGAUAAUCGUGCUGCUUUUGAGAGAGAGAUGAAACGGAAUGAAUUCUUGGAGAAGUCUAAGCAGCAGUCAAAGCAGCCGCCGCAGAACAGUCCUAGGAAGAUCAGUGAGCAAGAAAGAAUCACCAACGAGCUAAUUGCAUUGCUCAGAAAGUCCAAAGCACCUGCACUCAUCUCAUACGUGCGCACUAAUAAAGUGAACGUGAACAUGUCGCUUGAACCUGUAUCUGAAUACUGCAGACAUACUCCAACAUUGCUUCAUUAUGCAUCAAAAAAUGGUCUUCAUAGAAUGUGCCAGGUGCUAUUGACCAGCUUAAAGGCAGAUCCGACUAUUGAGAAUGUCGUGGGAAGAACGGCCUACCAAAUUGCUUCUGACUCAACGACAAAAUGUGCAUUUGAAAUUGCUAGGUAUAAUCUUGGAGAAGAUUACUGUAAGUGGGAGGAAGACGCUAAAGUUCCUGAAGCAAGGAGUAGAGAAGAAGUGGAUAAACUAAUAAGUGAGGAAAAGGAAAAGGAGAAGGAAGAAACCAAGAAAGUACACGAGGAAGAGUUGGAAAGUGCCAGAAAAGGGAUUAAAGAGAGGCAUGACAAGAAGUUCGGCAAGGGAAGAACGAUCGGAUUGGUAAACGAGCAGACAAAGCUGGAAGCGUUGUCUCCCGAGCAGCGAAUGCGUGUAAUGAGAGAGCAAAGGGCCAGAGCGGCCGAAGCAAGACUGAGAAAGAACCCAUAG